UCAAUUGUGUUGUCCAGUUUCAUUUCACAGUCGUCAAAUUACAAUGUUGACAAAGAGUUUAAUAUGUAUAUUAGUGGGCGCGGCCAUUUUGAAUUUAUGUAACGGCCAGUGUUACGUUGUGCCGGAAGAUUUGAACACAAAAUGGCGGCCCGCAGACGUCGUGGAACAAGUUGCUCACGACUUUUACCAGAGUUUAGCCCUUGGUCCGGAAGACAAUGGUGAUAUUGAGAAGCGCUUUGUGUCAGUGUAUUCCCAUACCUUGUUCCUAUACAUCGCCAGCAACAAGACAGAUGAGACGGAUCGCAUCAAAGACGCCGCACACCGCACCAGGAACAAACUGGAUAGUAGCGCGGACCAGCUAGCUGGACCUAUCCGAGCGCUGAUAUCUUUAGCGAUGCUUAUUAUCGAAGGGCCUCUAACCGACGUUCAAGUAGCCUGUCCAUACUACGUAAGACAGCAUGAAUGCAAAGAAAUUUUAUCAAAACUCCAAGCUGACAAAAUAAAGCAAUGUGCAGGUUAUAAAGAUAACAUAGAGCUGUACAAUAGAGCAACCAGUUUAAUUAAUAGUUGCGGUAUGGAGAAUCUUCUAGAAGAAUUGGCAACAGAGAGCAACAAAGGAGGUGAUAUGGAGGCUAUUAAUCUGUUUACUGACUUCGCUUCAAUCAAAUAUGCUAGUACUAUCAGAUCUUUUAGGAAUAUUAUGCAAAGUGUGAAAAAUAUUCAUACAUCUUGUCAUGUAUUUUCAUUUAUAUAAAUAUAUAUGUAUUUAAUUCGGUACCAAAAAGUUAAAAUAGGCAAAGUUAUAAAGCCUUUCUGUUUA
Messenger RNA from Papilio xuthus (Asian swallowtail), 820 nucleotides. RefSeq lists its product as uncharacterized. The transcript is spliced from 4 exons. The coding region runs from base 44 to 754 and encodes 236 amino acids. Lineage: Eukaryota; Metazoa; Arthropoda; Insecta; Lepidoptera; Papilionidae. The record is from RefSeq and is a predicted model, not a curated record.